UGGUUCAACGUUCGUUGGCGAAUCAAUAUCAAUUAUUAUCAAUUUUGGUGAUUAAUGAGGCGGGUCUAAAGUAAAUUAGUUUUCACUCAUCUAUAGCAGGCACUUUAUUGCAACGUUUACCCCAGUGCAAUUGACUUAUUUUGGGCAAAAUGCGGUUCCUGUUCCUCCUAUCCGCUUGUUGUUUUCAACUAGCCCUUUCCAGUGUUCUCCGGAAUGGUGUUUCGGAACUUAAAAUCGUCCAGUCCUGCUCGAAUCCAGUCUACUGCCAAGGGGAACUUUUGGAAGUUGUUCAGUCGGCCAAAAUCUACAGCGAUUCGAAAACUUUCGUAGACAUGAGCCAAAUUAAUCCGGAAAAUGUUACUUUAGAGAAUUUUUGGAUAUUUAUGAAUCAAACCAAAGGAAGCCCUAACAAAUCUGAAAUAGCACAAUUUGUAGCCGACAAUUUUGUUAGUCAAAAUGAAACGGAAAGUUGGACUCCAACAGAUUUCAAACAGAAUCCAGCAUUUCUGGAAAGAAUCACUGACGAAGAUGUGAGGGAAUUCGCUCAGAAGCUGAAUCAAAUUUGGCCAACGUUGGCACGCAAAACCACUGCGGAUGUUGUGGAGAAUCCGGAAAGACACUCAAUUUUAGCGGUGCCCAAUGGUUUUGUUGUUCCUGGAGGAAGAUUCAAAGAACUUUACUACUGGGACUCAUACUGGGUAAUCAAAGGCCUCCUCCAAUGCGAAAUGUACGACACCGUCAAAGGAAUGCUGGAAAAUAUCUGCCACCUGAUCACCAAAUACGGUUUCAUGCCUAACGGGGCGCGCGUCUACUUCCUCAACCGAUCUCAGCCGCCUCUAUUCACUCUAAUGAUCCAAAGCUACCUCAAAUCUACCAACGAUACUAAUUUCAUCGAAAACAUCAUUCAAUGUGUAGAAACAGAAAUGAAUUUUUGGUCCGAUAACCGAACUAUUCCUGUUGAAAAAGAUGGAGUCACUCAUAUGUUGGCUCAUUAUCAAUCUUCCAGUAAUACACCUAGGCCUGAGGCUUACGCAGAAGAUGUUAGAACUUGCAGUAGCUACCCUGACGAAGUGGCUCAGAGUUUGUGCUAUCAGUCGUUGAAAAGUGGUGCUGAAACAGGCUGGGACUUUUCCUCCAGGUGGCUUUUUGAUGAUAACGGUGGCGUCAAUACUAAUUUAACUCACAUUCAAGCUCAACGUGUGAUACCUGUGGAUCUCAACGCAUUUUUAUGUAGAGCUUUUGCUGAUUUAGCAGAUUUCUAUAAUACUUUAGGCAAUAAGGAGAAAAGCGACUACUGGCAAGAGCGCUCGGAUAUAUGGAAAAAAUCAAUUCAAAUGGUUUUGUAUGACGAAGAAGAAGGCAUUUGGUUCGAUUACGAUUCGCAGCUGCAAAAAGCUAGGAAGUACUUUUUCCCAAGCAAUUAUGCACCUCUAUGGUCUGAGGUUUACGAUUUAAGCAAAAAGGAGGUGUAUGGUAGAAGGGCUGCAGCUUACUUCGUAAAACAAGGAGUUGACCAGUACCUGGGCGGAAUUCCUACUUCUUUGUUGCAGAGCGGAGAACAGUGGGAUUUGACCAACGCUUGGCCUCCUCUACAAGAACUUGUAGUACUAGGACUAUUGAAAACUGGCAAUAGUAAUGCUACGGAACUUGCAAGUACUUUAGCUGACAGGUGGAUUUCAGCCAAUAUGUUGGGCUACGAAGAGAACUCGAUCAUGUUUGAAAAGUACGAUGCGGUGGUACCAGGACAAUUCGGCGGCGGAGGGGAGUAUACAGUACAAGCUGGUUUUGGCUGGACCAAUGGUGUAGCGUUUUCCCUUAUAGAUGAAUUUUAUACAGAUAGUUGAUAAUAAAAUAUUAGUUGUAUAUGUGAGUUUAUUUCAAAGUAUAUCAGGAGACAAUCUAAAAGUCAUUUAGAGUGUCUGAGUUCAAUUUGAACAAUAUCCGAGAUCAGAACUAUGGAAAAUGUGGAACUUCAGAGACUCCCUACUUGAAGCUCAAUUCAUUUGAAUGUUCUGUAUGUUUUGCCCCAAACUUUCUCCAAUGGAUCUUCAAGUUUUGUCUCAAUAGUUUUUCAACCCAUAGAUUUGUCAAAUAAUGCUCAAUUAUUCUGCCUUCCCUUAAUAGAUUUUGAGGCCCACUUGGUAUCUUUUUAUUCACGACAUUGAGGAACCUUUUAUCUCUUUAUUUUUUGAGGAAAAUAUAUCAGGGAUUUAAUUGAUAUUUUGUAACUAAGUACCUAUUCAAUAAACCUUAUAUUAAAUAAUACUUUAUAUAUAAAAAUUGGAUUUUUUGAGCUUACUUGAAACAUAUCUCUAAGAAAGUUCAAAAACAAGCAAUAAGACCAUUAGAAAAAAAAAAUGCUAAAAUGUUCAUUUUCCAUUACAAGUGCCUUAUAUACAAAUAAUAGUUUUCCUUCAUUCCGAAAACUAGCACCAAUAAAUAUUAUGUUAUCUACCUAAAAAUAAAUAAAAUAAAAACUUCGCAUAGAUUAUUAUAACUCCUCUCCGUAAUUAAUUUCAUAUAUCUGCAAACAUCAAUUAUCCGACUUGUUGUGCCUUUUUUGUAAAGCUGCAGCCAAGUCUUGCUUUAAAAUUUCCUUUUGUCUACUCUCAGUUAAAGGCUGGACCUAAUAAAACAAUAAUUCAAUUAUUGUAUAACAUAGUAAUUAUAUAACUUACCGAUCUUAAACUAUUAACAAUGUCCUUAGUUUUGCUAAAAUAAAUCUCAUUGAGCGUAUUUCUUAUUUUAUUCUCCAUAUCUUCAACCAUCCUGCCAAUAUUAGCAAUAUGAGGAUUAUUCUCAUUGACAGCAGAAUCCUGUUCGAUUUGCCUGGUCAAGCUGCCACCCAAAUUCAUAGUGCCUGAACCUGUUUCAUUGGUUUGCAGCCACAGCAUGGCAGUGGAAGUCAUUUUGUAGUGCGAGUUCCUGCCCGAGCUUUUCUCUUGCACCUCAACCACAUGUAAAGAGUCCCAGCAACCUUUGAUUUUUCUAGAACCAUCCCCGAUUUUUUUAAUCAGAAUUACACCAGCAAAUCCGUGAUCCAAGUCCCAAAAGUAGACUGAGCUCACGCCUCCUUCAAAGUACAUUUCUCUGUAUUGGUCGAAGGCGUGGUUGGCGUCCAGUUCUAACUUGCGUAGUCUUUCUGAAGGCAUCUGACCGUCGUCCAGUGGGGGGUAGUAGGUGUUGGACCAAGG
Molecule: messenger RNA, 3194 nt
Organism: Ceutorhynchus assimilis (cabbage seed weevil)
Lineage: Eukaryota; Metazoa; Arthropoda; Insecta; Coleoptera; Curculionidae
Source: the annotation of a GenBank genome assembly